Molecule: messenger RNA, 847 nt
Organism: Oreochromis niloticus (Nile tilapia)
Lineage: Eukaryota; Metazoa; Chordata; Actinopteri; Cichliformes; Cichlidae
Product: diamine acetyltransferase 2-like
Exons: 5
Coding region: 1-630 (209 amino acids)
Molecular function (GO): N-acetyltransferase activity
Source: RefSeq, a predicted model, not a curated record
AUGAGAGUACCCAGCCACUGGUAUGGAUAUAUGGACGACAUCUGGGUCAAAAUCAAAACCCAAGAAGUGGAAUCCUUCACUGCUCACAUCAACACUGUGGAUAAAAACAUAGAGUUCACCAGGGAAAACACAAAGGAUAACUAUUUGGAGCAGGAUGGCUUUUCCAAGAACCCGUUCUUUCAUGGGCUUAUCGCUGAGGUGCCAGAACAGCACAAAACCAAAGAAGGCCACACAAAGAUCGGCUAUGCACUUUACUUCUAUUCCUACAGCUCGUUUGUAGGCAGAGCCAUUUAUAUGGAGGACUUGUAUGUGAUGCCUGAGUUCAGAGGGAAGGGUGUUGGUAAAGCACUAAUGAGCAAGGUGGCACAGCUGGGUCUGGCUGCUGGUUGCCACCAGCUCAACUUCACCAUCCUGGACUGGAACAAACCAUCGAUGGACUUUUACCUCAGCAAGGGCUGCUUCAACACCACUGCUACCAUGGGCUACCACUGCAUGCGCUGCGAGGGGGAGGCACUAAAGUAUCUGGCUCAGCUUUCAAACAACCCUCAUGACCUUUUGAGCUCUGCAGCCAUGAGGUCAGUCCAUGCAAUGCAGGGAUGGAGCACCACUCAGUGCCCUUCCAAAACCUAACUUAAGCUACUACAACUAAGUAGGUUGUCUAAAGGUCUGUGCUCAUAGGCUCGCAGUGCAGCACGCCUUUCAAAAUGAAUAAAGUUCAAAUAUGUCUAUAUACACAUAAAUGGCAUAAAAUUAGUUUUCUAAUUGAGUUGCAGUUACAUUUUGGCUCUCAGGCAGUGGAUGUUCCAGUCCUGAGAGGAUUUUUAUAAUAAAGUGUAUAACAUCAUAG